UCUUGUCUUGAUGUUUACUAUAACAUGGCUAUAACAUGGCCAUGGCAUAUAGAUCCAGACCAGCUUAGAAUCAAUGGACUUGGUUGUGGCCUUAUUCGUCCUAGGCAUCAGUUGGAUCACAAUAUUGAUCCUGGCUGGGAGAAUUCAAUCGUCGCAACGGCGGCUCCCUCCAGGUCCAUUCUCUUUCCCCAUUUUUGGAGCGCUGUUCUCCCUCCAGCAUCCACUCCACCACUACUUCGCAAAAAUUAGCAAGAAGUAUGGGCCAAUUGUCUACCUCAAGAUCGGAAUGGUCCCAUAUGUGGUGGUGAAUAACAACGAAAUGGCAGUUCAGGUUCUUAAGGUCCACGACCUCGAGUUUGCAAGCCGGCCGGCCGAGGAGUUCUUCCGGAUUGUCAGCCACAACUGGAACGAUCUCAUCCUAGCGCCCAUCAGUGAUAAGUGGAAGAGAAUGAGGAAGAUUUGCAGCACACACCUGUUUAGCAACAGUAUGCUGAAUGCAAGCUCAGGAUUUCGGGAGUCAGAGAUGAAGAAUACAGUCAAGACCAUUUUCCAGCAAUCGGGGACAACAAUUAACCUGCAAGAGGUUUUCGGUAAACUCUUGUCAAAUUCGUUAUGCCUGGUUCUUUUUAGCGAGCGGAGGCCGGAAGUGGUGGAUCUCAUUCGGAACAUAACCUCUCUAAGCUUGCAGUUGAACAUUGGAGCCCUGCUUCCAGCACUUGACGGGCUGGAUCUCCAUGGAGUCUACAAGAAACUCAACAAGGAGCUCAUUCCUCGCCUGAAGCUCUUGCUGGAAGAUCAAAUCGACAAGCACCGACGAAGGAAAGAUGAAGCUGGGGACAGGUUCAUUCCUGGAGACUUCACCGACGUUCUUAUAUCUCUGAAUGACAAAGAUAAUUUGUCCAACCUUUCCAUUUUGGCACUGCUCUCAGACAUGGUUAUUGCGGGGAUGCAAACUUCACUAGUGACACUUGAGUGGACAAUGGCGGAGCUCAUAAACCAUCCGCGGGUCAUGUCCAAGGCCCAAGACGAGAUCGACAGCGUUGUGGGGAGAGCUCGGGUGGUGCAUGAGUCUGAUCUUCCAAGCCUUCCAUACAUCGAAGCCAUUUUCAAGGAAUCACUGCGUCUCCACCCUGCGGCCCCACUGGGAGUUCCUCACAUGAAUCCCAAGCCUGUCAAGCUGGGAGGCUACACCAUCCCUAGCGGCUGCAAGGUUCUCGUCAACAUAUGGGCCAUUGGACGUGAUCCCGCUCGCUGGUCCGACCCAGAAGCGUUCCAGCCGGAGCGCUUUCUCGGCUCUUCCAUCUCUCCCAACGGGCAGAACUUAGAUUUCCUUCCAUUCUCAUCGGGGAGGAGAGUUUGUGUUGGCUAUCCACUCGCGAUGAGAUCCAUCCCAUUUUUCAUGGCUAGUUUGCUCCAGGCAUUCGAUUGGAGUCCUGCUAACCCGGGCGGGAUCGACAUGGAAGAGCGCUCGAGAAGUAUGACGAUGAAGCUCAAAGCCGACUUGCUUGUCAAUGCGUCUAUGAGGCUCGAAUGUCAAAAUAUAUUAUAAAAGUUAAACUUU
Molecule: messenger RNA, 1561 nt
Organism: Selaginella moellendorffii
Lineage: Eukaryota; Viridiplantae; Streptophyta; Lycopodiopsida; Selaginellales; Selaginellaceae
Product: flavonoid 3'-monooxygenase-like
Exons: 2
Coding region: 74-1549 (491 amino acids)
Molecular function (GO): monooxygenase activity; iron ion binding; oxidoreductase activity, acting on paired donors, with incorporation or reduction of molecular oxygen
Source: RefSeq, a predicted model, not a curated record